Hyaloscypha bicolor E is the source of this 987-nucleotide messenger RNA. RefSeq lists its product as uncharacterized. The record is from RefSeq and is a predicted model, not a curated record. The transcript has 2 exons. NCBI's taxonomy places the organism in Eukaryota, Fungi, Ascomycota, Leotiomycetes, Helotiales, Hyaloscyphaceae. Bases 1 to 987 code for a protein of 328 amino acids.
AUGAUAAGUUCAACAGGCUCUCUUACAGCGGUCCCAACAUCAUCCGCAGUGAAGAUGCCAUCGAGUGGGGGAAUGAAGACAGGUGCUAAGAUUGGGACAGUCAUUGGAGUAAUUGGCGGAUCUGCAAUCAUCGGCUUCCUCUUUUACUUCUUAAUCUUCCUUCUAAAACACCGAAAGCAAGAAAAGUAUAACGCCCAGCGCGUGGCACAGAUCCAAGCCAAAGUUGGGAGGACCUUUAGCUCUGACCACAGCGGCAACGGAAGCUUCGACAGACUAGAGUCGAGAAGUUUAACAGCUGGCUUCGACAUCUCUCGGUCGGCGACACCGAACUUGAGGACAGAAAGCGAAAGGCGGCCCUUACCUCCUCUUCCUUCCCAGUACGAUACGGGUACUCAGCAAUCCUACGAACCCUAUCAGCAUCUUUCGCGGCCAUUGACUCAUGAGCUGCGAAACUUGGAGCCACUGACUAUUGCUCAACAUACGCAACUUCCGUCGCAUUAUUCAUUUUCAGGCCCGCCCGUAACAAGUCCUGUGAGUCCUACGGAUAUGGUGGCCCCUCCUCGAAGGGCGACUCCCGUACAAGAAUUCGCCGCCGCGCAACUUCCCUCACAUUUUUCGUUCUCGGGGCCGGCUGUCACAAGCCCUGUCACAAGCCCAACGGAGGGCUCCAAUGAGCCACCUCCAAGGUUGACUCCCGCUCAACAAUACGCCGCCGCACAACUCCCUCCGCAUUUUUCGUUUCAAGGGCCGCCUCCGCCUGUCACGAAUCCCGUCAGUCCCAUAGAGGACCCGACUCGGAGACCAGCUGGAAUACAAGAGAUGGCUGCUGCACAGCUGCCGUCGCAUUAUUCGUUUUCGGGUCCGCGUAGUGAUUUUGUAAGGCCCGUUGAUGUUCCUGCGAGGAAGAUGACUCCUGCACAAGAACUUGCAUCUGCGCGUUUGAGGUCGAAUAUGUCGCCAAUGGGAUUGGCGGGAAUGGAUGAUUAA